AUGGACGAGUUCGGAGCCGUCAGCGACAACGACAGCGACAGCGGCGACUCUCCCGUCGGCCUCAGCGUGGACGAAGCUCAGCAGCAACUGGACUCAGCUCCGCCCGGUGCCGUCGCCGCGGAGGGGGAUGACAGUCCCGUGGACGACGAAGAGGUGCAACCCCCCGAUGCCGAGAACGAGUCCUCGAAGGCCGUGCCCAAGAGGCGAGGUCGGAGGAGGCUGGGCCAGAUGGAGGCGGAGGCAGCCUCUCUUGGCAAGCGGAAGACACGCAAGCCCCUCGGAGACCUCCAGAACGGAGCCGUCAACGCCGGCAACACCGAGAGCGGAGUGGCACGACGCGGCAAGGGCGGGAACAAGAAGAAGGUCACCGACGAAGAGGUCGUGAUGAAGGCGGCGGAAGAGGAGGAGGGGGAGGAGGAGCCGUCGAGGAAGAGGGGGGCGGGGCGCGGCAAGAAAACGGCCAAGAAAGAAAAUAAAGAGGGUGCGGCGGUCGGGGGAAACGAGACGCGGAGCGGCAGGGAACUGAGGAAAGGCGCACGGCUCUCGAAGCCCUCGCCGGAGGUGGUGGUUUUGACCAGGGAACAGGUGAAAAACAUGGAGAAAGCCGGGAAGAUCAUGCGCGAGAGGCGUCGCUUUAGGAGGUAG
Ectocarpus siliculosus is the source of this 645-nucleotide messenger RNA. The record is from the annotation of a GenBank genome assembly. NCBI's taxonomy places the organism in Eukaryota, Phaeophyceae, Ectocarpales, Ectocarpaceae.